Molecule: messenger RNA, 4019 nt
Organism: Coregonus clupeaformis (lake whitefish)
Lineage: Eukaryota; Metazoa; Chordata; Actinopteri; Salmoniformes; Salmonidae
Exons: 9
Coding region: 276-4019 (1247 amino acids)
Molecular function (GO): GTP binding
Source: RefSeq, a predicted model, not a curated record
GAAUCCCCUCAAGAGUUCCGCAAAUCCACAGAAGUUGAUUUGGGGAUGGUCUGGACGGACUAAAUCUGAACCAAUAAUAGACGACUAUUUUUGGGACAACUCAAGGCCAGGGCGGACCAUCUCAUAAAUUCAUCAAGUACAUCUGAUCAAAAAUAGGAAUCCGUGCGUGUAAGGGUUUAUAGUGGCAGCAGUGUAGUGUACUUGUUCUCCUCGAUCGACUGACUUGCUCAUUCUAUUAGGAUAAACGACAAAUAAAAGCCAGGCUAAUUUAUAAUAUGGACGUUUUCAAAUACCCAGUUUUUUUCGAGUGCCAGACUCUGGACGCAUCUCAGAGAAAGAAGAUAAAAAAGUACUUUGAAAUUCGCCGUAAAUCCGGUGGCGGAGAUUGUGGACCAGUAGAAUCAGUUGGUGACAACGUUUACAAGAUCGCAUUUAUUUACCAGACAGUACAGGAGAGGGUACUUCAGAAACCUAAUCAUGUGUUGGAGAUGCCUGGGGGACCUCUUUCCCUCACUCUGAGAGGCAGCCUGGAGCCUCCACCCACAACAACCUCUCCAGUCAGCAGUCAGGAGAGUCACUCCCUCCCGGUCGAGACAUCUUCACCUGGUGGUGGAGAACAUGUACUUCAUCGUCUGAGCACAGGGAAGCGGGAGAAGUUCAACACCACCUGUCGUUUGGGAAAGGCCGAGCUCCGUCUUCUAGGGGAAGUGAUGGAGAAGGAUCUAGUCCAGGAGAGGGUACUUCAGAAACCUAAUCAUGUGUUGGAGAUGCCUGGAGGACCUCUCUCCCUCACUCUGAGAGGCAGCCUGGAGACAACCACCCCAGUAAGCAGUCAGGCGAAUCACCACUCCCUCCCGGUCGAGACAUCUUCACUUGGUGGUGGAGAACAUGUACUCCAUCGUCUGAGCACAGGGAAGCAGGAGAAGAUCAGCAUCACCUGUCAUCUGGGACAGGCCGAGCUCCGUCUUCUAGGCGAAGUGAUAGAGAAGGAUCUAGGUGAGGUUGUUCCACGGGUGAGGUUGACACGCCUUGACUCAGCUCAGCUGGUGCUGCAGGGCUACGCAAAUGAAGUCCGGACAGCCAGACAGUUGGUUACUGAUAAAAUGUCUCUGGUGCUAGAAAGGGUAGUGCCUGAGGUGUCCCUCAACCUCCUGUCCUUCCUGAGGGAGGAGUAUGGGGGGCCUGGGGCCCUGGGCAACCUUCUGGGGUUGGAAGGCCAGGUGGAGGUAGAGCUGGGGGACACAGAGCUCCGUCUGUUCGCCCUCUCCUCUGGAAAACUGGACCAGGCUGAGAAGGAUCUGUUGGGGGAGUUUGGGGAGGAGAAGAUCGACUUGCCCAACAGUGCUGCCAUCCCGGCUGAACUGAGGUCCAAGCUUGAGAAGAAGGUGAAGGAGAUGAACCAGAGCAGGUGCAGGGUGGUGGCCAGGUACGGUCCUGGGUGUAGAGUGCAGCUGCUGGGCCACCUGAAGCAGGUUCAGGAGCUGAGGGAGGAGAUCGGGGCCUUUCUCAUAGACCGGUCCAGUGUGAGAGUCGUGAGACACCAUCAACAGAAUCAGGAUGGCGUAGUCAGCGAAGCGGGCACCGGAUCAAGACGUGAGGAGACGGUCGCAGCCGCCAGCUAUAGCCUCCGGCUGGGGCUGCAGGUAGUGGUGCGUCAAGGUGACAUCACCAAGGAACGGGCGGACGCGCUGGUGAAUGCAGCCAAUGAGGACCUGGAUCAUGCUGGGGGCGUGGCUGCAGCUCUGAGCCGGGCUGGGGGGCCUGAGGUACAACGGGCCAGCAGGGAUCUGGUUAGGCAGAUAGGGAGAAUACCCACAGGUACAGUGGUAGAGACUACAGGAGGGAAUCUGCCUUGUAAGAUGCUGCUGCAUGCGGUGGGACCAGUAGGGGGCAGCGUAGGUGGGAAUGAGUGCCUUCUACUGGAGAAAACAGUAAAGGCAGCCCUGUAUCUGACAGAGACCAUGGAGCUUCAGACCCUGGCCAUGCCCUGCAUCAGCUCAGGGAUAUUCGGCGUUCCUCUGAAGGUGUGCUCUGAGGCCAUAGUCUCUGCAGUGAGGGACUUUGGGAGGGAACAGCGCAUCCUUACCAAGGUCACUCUGAUUGAUGUGAGUGGAGAGGCAGUGAAAGCCAUGCAGGAGGCCUGUGAUAGGCUGUUUCAGGGGAAGAGGGAGUUUUCUGGUUGGGAGGGAGAUUCUAGCACCACCAACACUACCACUACACAUGCUCCUCAGAGAGACACCACUUCUGCCUCCACCAGGGGAGCAGCGGCUCCAGAGGUUUGUGUCCAGCUGGAGAUCAUCCAGGGAACCAUAGAGAAGCAGCAGGUGGAUGCCCUGGUGUCCCCCAUGGUUGGUAGUGACCCUCUCUCCUCCCGUGUUGGUAAUGUCUUGUCGAAGGCAGCUGGACCGGGGCUGAUGAAAGCAUUUCUGAGGCAAUCAAGGGGACAGACUGCACCUGGUGACAACGUCCUGGUGGAGGGAAUGUCUGGUCUCAGCUCUGGCUGUGUCUUCUUCCUCAGCUGUGCACUAUGGGACAAUAACCCCCAAGGACCAGCAGUACAGGCUCUGAGGCAGGGUGUGAGGAAAAUCCUGACCUCUUGUGAGAAACGGGGCCUCCGUUCCAUUGCCUUCCCUGUAGUUGGAACUGGUGUGGUUCUCCAGUUCCCUCACAACCUGGCAGCGCAGGUUCUGCUAGAAGAGAUCCGUAGGUAUGAACAGAAUCGAGCGAGCAGAAGCCCUUUCCUUGUCCGCAUUGUCGUCCAUCCAACUGACAGAGAUUCUACCAAGGCUUUUCAGACUGCCCAGAAUGCUUUGCAUCUCAGAGGGUUCGUAUUGGGUGCUCGACCAGAGCAAGACAUCAGGAUUGUGCUGCUGGGGAAAACAGGAGGAGGUAAAAGCAGUGCUGGAAACACCAUCUUCGGACAAGAUGAUGUGUUUCUCGUAGACAGUUCCUCCACCUCCGCAACACAAAUAUGUGAAGCGCAGACCAAGAACAUCAAAGGAAGAAACAUCACCCUGAUUGACACACCUGGAUUCUUUGACACUGACAUAACUGAAGAGGAGCUGAAACCUAAAAUAAUCAAAUGUAUAACAGAGUGUGCUCCGGGGCCGCAUGCCUUUCUCAUUGUACUGAAAGUGGAACGGUAUACAGUUCACGAAAAAGAAGCUGUAGCGAAAAUCAAGACAUAUUUUUCACCAGAGGCCUUCAAAUAUGCCACAGUCCUCUUCACUCAUGGUGAAGAACUCAAUGGUUUGACCAUUGAGAAGUUUGUCCAACAGAAUUAUGAACUGAACAAGCUUGUGGAGAAAUGUGGAGGCCGCUGUCACGUCAUUGACAACAAAUACUGGAACACCAAUCAGCAGGGUCGGCACAGCAACCAGUACCAAGUAGCAGAGCUACUCAACACCAUAGAGAAGAUGGUGAGAGAGAACGGAGGAGGAUGCUACACCAACGAGAUGCUCCAAGAGGCAGAGAGAUUAAUACAAGCAGAGAUGGAGAGUCUUAGGAAGGAGUUAAAAGGCCAGAUGUCAGAGGAAGAGAUGAGAAAACAGGCUAAAGAAAGAGCGAGAAAGAAGCUCCUGAUCAAAUUAUCAGGGAUUGUAACAGGUGCAGUGUUAGGAGCUCUACGUGGGGUGUCAAUGCUGAUAAUGCUACCACUCACACUCGCUACACAACCAUUGCUCAAUUUAGUCAAAAGUCAGAUAGCAGCUUCAAUGACAGGGCCAGCAGUCGUGGCGGAGGUAGCAGGACCAGCACUUGAAGCAGAGACAGGGGCGACCAUGGGAGUGGGUUCAGGGAUAGGCAUAGGAGCAGGGAUAGGCAUAGCUGUAGGAGUUGUUGCUGGAACCGCCGCAACAGCAGGAGCGGUAAGAGGAGGGAUAGUAGGAGCUACUGCAGCAGAGGAGGCAGAGACAGUACAGGAGGCAGCAGAGAAAGCAGCUAGUGCUGUCUACAAUGAAGCUAAGGGUCUUUAUGAAAAAGCAGAAAACCUUUUGAUAGGGUACAGUAAGUCUAAGUAG